CUCUAGGCAGCCUUUACAUAGCAGUAAGAUGUUAGCUAAUCGCAAUACCUUUUUUUGUUUUUUGUCCCCCCGUUUUUGUAAACGCUUAUCGACUAUGGUAACCCUGAAGAGAAUCAGAUACGAUAGGCUGUGAUGCAUGUGUGAUUAUAUAAGAAAGCCCAGUUUGCUGCAUGCUAGCUGACGUUAGCCAGAAUUGUUGAGCUCUCUUUGGUGGAUACGAGCGUGUUGCACCCAACGUUACCUUGGUUAGAGAUAAACAGUCAAGCCGGUUUUAAUGUACUGAUUCAUGCGAAUAACAUUUCAGCGUCGAUAUGAUCCUGUCUCGUGUGAAGCCAGCCGUGGGAGGAGAGCCACAACUCGGUGUCAAUGAGAAAAAGAAGAAAACCAAGACAAAGAAGAUCCCCCGUUUGGAGGAAUACAUGCAACAGAGAGACUACCUUGGUGCCUUGACAUUUUUAGAGUUUCAAAGACAUAUUGGAGAGAGAGAAGAGCAUGCAGACCUCUGGAUUGGUUACUGUGCCUUUCAUUUGGGGGAUUAUAAGAGAGCAAUGGAGGAGUACAAGUCUAUGACUAUGCAGCCUGACUGUCCAGCAGAGGUGUGGGUCUAUCUAGCCUGCACUUUGUUUUUCCUGGGGCUCUAUAAAGAGGCUGAAGAGGCUGCAUCUAAGGCUUCACUUUCCCCGCUCCAGAAUCGGAUCCUGUUCCAUUUGGCUCAUAAGUUCAACGAUGAAGAGAAGCUCAUGGGUUUCCACCAAAAUUUGGAGGACGUGACGGAGGACCAGCUGAGCCUGGCAUCUAUACACUACAUGCGCUCCCACUAUCAGGAGGCUAUUGACAUUUACAAACGCAUUCUAUUGCAAAACAGAGAUUUCCUGGCCUUGAAGGUGUAUGUGGCUCUGUGUUAUUACAAGCUGGACUACUAUGAUGUGUCCCAGGAGGUGUUAGCCGUCUACCUACAGAGUAUUCCUGACUCUACCAUCGCUCUUAACCUCAAAGCCUGCAACUGCUUCAGGCUCUGCAAUGGCAAGGCAGCAGAGGCUGAGUUGAAGAACCUAAUCGACAUCUCCUCAUGCUCCUUUGAGUUUGCUAAAGAACUUAUCAGACACAACUUGGUGGUGUUUCGUGGUGGGGAGGGGGCCUUACAGGUGCUGCCUCCUCUGAUUGACGUUAUCCCAGAGGCCAGACUCAACCUGGUCAUCUACUAUCUAAGGCAAGAUGAUGUCCAGGAGGCGUUUAACCUUAUCAAAGAGUUGGUGCCGACCACACCACAGGAGUAUAUUUUGAAAGGAGUGGUAAACGCUGCGUUGGGACAAGAAAUUGGAUCAAUGGAUCAUCUGAAAAUUGCUCAACAAUUCUUUCAGUUGGUCGGUGGCUCGGCAAGUGAAUGCGAUACAAUCCCUGGCAGGCAGUGUAUGGCCUCAUGCUUUUUCCUAUUGAGACAGUUUGAAGAUGUUCUCAUAUAUCUCAACUCUGUCAAGAGUUAUUUCUACAAUGAUGAUAUGUUCAACUUUAACUAUGGCCAGGCUAAAGCUGCUCUUGGCAAUUACAAAGAAGCAGAGGAGGUUUUUCUACUGAUUCAGAGUGAAAGGAUCAAGAGUGACUAUGUUUACCUGAGCUGGCUUGCACGCUGCUACAUAAUGAACCAGAAGGGUCGACUAGCCUGGGAACUCUAUCUGAAGAUGGGUGCUUCCUCCGAUUCUUUCAGUUUGCUACAGCUCAUCGCCAAUGACUGCUACAAGAUGGGCCAGUUCUAUUAUGCCGCCAAAGCGUUUGACACACUGGAAAAACUGGAUCCAGUUUCAAACUACUGGGAGGGCAAGAGAGGAGCUUGUGUCGGCAUUUUCCAGCUCAUACUGGCAGGCAGGGAGUCCAGGGAGACACUAAAAGAAGUGGUGCCCCUGCUGCGAAAUUCAGGAAACCCCCAAGUUGAGUACAUCAUCAGGACUCUGAGGAAGUGGGCCAAAGACAACAGAGUUGCACUCUCAUAACAACUUUUGGCUUUGAACUUCGGCUUAUUACAUUGCAAAAAACAUUAGCCAAAAUACACAAAAUAAAGAAUUUGAAGAGAAAACGGCUUAAUACU
This is a messenger RNA of Lampris incognitus (smalleye Pacific opah), 2083 nucleotides long. RefSeq names its product intraflagellar transport protein 56. The record is from RefSeq and is a predicted model, not a curated record. Gene Ontology annotation, biological process: intraciliary transport involved in cilium assembly; intraciliary anterograde transport. The transcript has 18 exons. NCBI's taxonomy places the organism in Eukaryota, Metazoa, Chordata, Actinopteri, Lampriformes, Lampridae. The coding region runs from base 312 to 1988 and encodes 558 amino acids. Gene Ontology annotation, molecular function: protein binding; intraciliary transport particle B binding. Gene Ontology annotation, cellular component: ciliary base; ciliary basal body; intraciliary transport particle B.